UGACGGUUGUGCGCGCACCUGAUUGCCGGUUCAUCGCCUUAUAAAAGAGCUCAGCCGGGUCGGAUGAGAGCCGUCGCUCUCUGUGUCUUAACAGCGCGUUUGCAACACCCAACAGGUUUGACGUCAGCGCAGUGAAGAUGGUGUCGGAACUGGAGCAAGCCAUGGAGUCCCUGAUCAAAGUGUUCCACACGUAUUCCGGGAAGGAAGGGGACAAAUACAAGCUGAGCAAAGCCGAGAUGAAGAGUCUGCUGCAAGGGGAGCUGGGCUGCUUCCUCAGUGCCAGCAAGGACCCUAACGUGGUGGAUCAGAUCAUGCGGGACCUGGAUGAGAAUAAGGACGGGGAAGUGGACUUCCAGGAGUACGUGGUUCUGGUGGCGUCUCUUACCGUGGCCUGUAACGAGUUCUUCGUGGAGCAGCUCAAGAAAAAAUGAGACGCCGGCGUCCUGCGUGCGUAACAAGAGCUUUCAAUAAAACCCUUAACCUGAA
Acipenser ruthenus (sterlet) is the source of this 486-nucleotide messenger RNA. RefSeq names its product protein S100-A1-like. Lineage: Eukaryota; Metazoa; Chordata; Actinopteri; Acipenseriformes; Acipenseridae. The transcript has 3 exons. The coding region runs from base 138 to 431 and encodes 97 amino acids. The record is from RefSeq and is a predicted model, not a curated record. Gene Ontology annotation, molecular function: calcium ion binding.